Messenger RNA from Crotalus tigris (Tiger rattlesnake), 514 nucleotides. Its product is annotated as zona pellucida sperm-binding protein 4-like. NCBI's taxonomy places the organism in Eukaryota, Metazoa, Chordata, Lepidosauria, Squamata, Viperidae. The record is from RefSeq and is a predicted model, not a curated record. The transcript is spliced from 4 exons. Bases 32 to 514 code for a protein of 160 amino acids.
GGCUGCUUUGCAGAGCUGCCAGGGGGGCCGCAUGCGGAUCCUGCUGACGCCCAGGGCCAGAGUGGCUUCCUCGGUCAUCCGGCUUCUUGAUCCCGCCGGGACCCCCCGCCUGCUGAGGAAUGACUCCGCCUGUGGGAUAUCAGUGACCUCUCAGCCAGAUGGCUCCGUGGCAGUAGAGACGGCCUUUGAUGGAUGCUACACCCAGGUGCAGCCCAGAAUCCCAGACAGUCCAUCCAGGCAGCCCUGGCCCCUGGCCAUUGGACCUGCUGACCAGGGGAGAUUGAAGUGGCACCUUGGGCGCUGGGACAGGAACUAUCGGACCACUGUACAGAUCGAAGGCGUCAGGCCGGAUGGACGGAAGACCACCUACAAGGAGGAGCUGAGGUGCCCAGAGCCACGUUUAGGUAGUCGAGGGGGGGGGCUUUUCCGUGGGGACUGCGGGGUGGGGGCCCCUGUAGUUCCCCAUCUUCAGGGCCACGUGCUGCUCCAGUGCAUUAGCCACCAGCUGAAAUGA